Molecule: messenger RNA, 1254 nt
Organism: Paramecium tetraurelia
Lineage: Eukaryota; Ciliophora; Oligohymenophorea; Peniculida; Parameciidae
Exons: 3
Cellular component (GO): membrane
Molecular function (GO): acetyl-CoA transmembrane transporter activity
Source: RefSeq, a predicted model, not a curated record
AUGAACUAUCUUUUGUUAUUUCUGUACAUUUACUAAAGUUCGAUGCUUUCGAUAUUUACUUAGAUUAUGCCCAUUUUACUGGCGGAACACGGAUUCAAUUAUGAGUAGUAAGGCCUCUUCUCCUUGGUAGCCUAUCCAUUUUUCUUCAAGAUCAUAUUUGCCCCCAUCAUCGACUUGUUUCACAUUAGGUCCUUGGGGAGAAGAAGGAGUUACAUCCUGCCAUGCACAAUAUUGAUGUCCUUCAAUUUGUUUUGGUAGUCUAGUCUGGAUAUUCAACAAAACUACCUCCUUUUUUGUCUGAUAGGCUUAUUCAAUGCCACAUUUUUGGGGAUGCAAGACAUCGCCAUAGAUGGGUUCGCUGCAGACCUAUGCAAAAAGUCCAACGAGAGUUCGGCUCACAUUUUGAACAUGGGUUACACUAUAGGUAGUUCCUUUUUGUCCAAUUUCAUUUUUCAUUCUCUAAACAAAUAUCAACUUUGCUCCCUGUCUACCUAUUUGAAAAUGAUGUCUGUGUUUGGGUUAUUGAUGGCAGUGUAUCUUUUUUUAAAGGUCAAGGAGGAGCCAAACUCAUAAUAAAUCAAAAAACUCACUGGAUUCAGGCAAGUCAUCAGAGGAAUAUUCGGCAAUGAGAAUUUGAUUACUCUUUCUUUUCUCCUAUUCUUUGACAGAUACGGUGUGGCUCCAAUCGAAUCCACAUUCAGAAUCAAAUUGACAGAGUUGAAAUUCAACAAGGCCUACGUCUCAUUUAUGGAUACAGCCAUCCUCCCUUUGAAAAUAGCCGUUGGAUUUGUGUAUCACAAAUAUUUCAGUAAAUACAACUUCGAAUACUAUGGGUAUGUUCAAGGACUCAGAUUAAUAUCUUGUCUCUUUGCAACCUUGACAGUUUUUCUGGUUGACGUGGUCAAAGUAAACGAUACCAUAAGCUACGUUGCAUUGUUCAUAGCAAGCACAACAUGGUGGAUAGUCUUCAAUUUGACUUUCAUCGUUAGAGGCAAUUUUUAAAUGAAGAUAAUAACUCCAGGAUAUGAAGCCACAACUUUGGCUUUGAUGAACAGUCUGGGAUCCUUGGGAGGUAAGACUGGGUUCUCUUUGUGUAUGUUUUUGACGGAGUAUGUAAAUUAUUAUUGUUUUGCUUGCUUUGCCUUGGUUGCCCAAUUGCUAUUCACUCUCAAAUCCAUCAAGUUAUAUAAAAGGCUCUAUCAUGUUCCUUAGGAGAAGUAUAGUAUAAUUAGAUAGAACUUGAAAUCAGAAUGA